Messenger RNA from Symbiodinium sp. CCMP2456, 624 nucleotides. Lineage: Eukaryota; Dinophyceae; Suessiales; Symbiodiniaceae. The record is from the annotation of a GenBank genome assembly.
AGGACCCUAAGUUGCAGAACGACCAUCUUUCGGCCUCCGGGAGCCCCCCGGACAGCGCCCGCUUUUUUUUUCAUGGCUCAGCUUCAGCUCCUUUGCCACCUGGCGCUCAUGCCGAAGGCUUCGGGGGCCGCGCGGCAUCGCGCCAGGCUGGCUAUUCUGGUGGUCACUGUGCUCUUGAUGUUCGUGCAAGUCGUGCUGGAGAUCGGCGUGCACUUUUCUUAUACGAUUCAACUUAUCAAUCUGGUGUUUAUGCCAGUCGCCCUCUGCUUGGCUUGGCACUUCCAGUCCCAGCUCGAAAGCAACAUCCCCUUCAUCUGGCACGAUGCCCACGCAAGCAACUUGCUUCUGACUGCCAUGUUCUACAUGAUCGUUGUACUCUAUCUGUUUCCAUUGCUUCUGCGUGGGUCGGCGGAGGAUCUGGCUGAGAGCUUGCUUCUGAAUGUUGCUGGAUACUUUACCGUCUACCUGCCUCUGCUGGAUGAGAUCUUCUUUCCGACGGUCUUGAUCACAGUCUACGCAGUCAUGGCAUCAGCUUUGGUUGUAACGGCUGGCAGUGUGCAAGUCACUGCAGGAAUGAGGCAGCAGGUGCUAGCCCAUCGCAUCGCCUCUGCACAAGAUCCUUGA